AUGUCGGAGCCCUCAGUAAAUAGCCGCUCGGAGCCUGGGCCCUGGAGAUCGGCCGCCUACAUGACGUGGUGUCAUCUCUACCCUGUCCCAGUGACUCACCCCGGCACUGAUGCCCCGGCCCCGCCUGUCAUCCUCCUCUGGCCGGGACGCUCAGCAUGGCAGCCUCCUAAACCCUCACGGCUCUUAUCGCACCUUUUUCCUCCACAGGGAUCAACUUUUUAA
Molecule: messenger RNA, 222 nt
Organism: Knipowitschia caucasica
Lineage: Eukaryota; Metazoa; Chordata; Actinopteri; Gobiiformes; Gobiidae
Source: the annotation of a GenBank genome assembly